This is a messenger RNA of Truncatella angustata, 1265 nucleotides long. RefSeq lists its product as uncharacterized. The record is from RefSeq and is a predicted model, not a curated record. Lineage: Eukaryota; Fungi; Ascomycota; Sordariomycetes; Amphisphaeriales; Sporocadaceae. The coding region runs from base 163 to 1029 and encodes 288 amino acids. The transcript has 3 exons.
CUCUCGUCUGAAUUUUGUCAUUAUUAUGAUAGAGCGAAAGUGUGCCGUAGUUUAAUACACUGCUAAUUAUAAAUAUGGUAAAUUGCUUUACAAUCAGAUAGAAGUUCGAACUUCAUCAAUAAAUCUUAAUUUCGUCCUACUUACAUUGACUUGCCGUUAUUCAUGCUGGUAAUUCUCGGUGUCAUGAAAAUGGCGCAGCUCGCCUUCAAGCGCAAUGACCGUCGAGCAUUUCGAGAUGUGCACAGAGGCAUGACAACGACAUCAAUGCAUGAUCGGGGAGGAGAACAUCAUAUCUCGCUUGGCAUCUCAGCAGAUAUGCCAACAGUCUCCCCAUACCGUCCACAUCAAUGCCUAAUCCGCCAGAGGUCAAAAGCCAUGAUCGUUCGUCACGAGCAACAACGACUUCCAUGGACGAGGCGUGACAGCACGGCGAUCGACACAGCUAGCCUGUCGGACGUUCUGACUGACGAUGAGACCAUCAGCAUCAAGGCCAGCACCAUAGAGCCUCCAUACUCCCCGAUACACUGUCUGGUCAGUGAGGAGUCCAACGGUUCGCAGUCGUCCUCCAUGUCGCCGUCGCCAAUCCCACUCGCUAACGAAGGAAAUAUAACAAAGGGCAUGAUGAAAGAAUCGGCAAGCCUGAGAACCUCCUCGCGGCACUGUGGACCAUGCUGCGAGUACGGAUCGCUGCCGUUCCAUCGACACGACAAGAUUGCCUGGAACUCGUUAGUCAAUGAUAACCAUGCGGUGUCUUCGGAGGAGAAGAAUGCGGCCAUGCUGAGGAUCAGUCUCUGGGCAAUCCGAGACUAUGCUAUGACGAUGAGGAGAAAGCGAGUUGAUGGCGGUGCUGCUGCAAGAAGCAGGGACGGCUUGACCUUGUUCGGGCCACACAGCACCUCUUCAAGCAACAGAUCCCGAAGAACAGUCUGCACUCCUCCACGAAGUCACACGGACCACACUUCUGAUGAUGCGUUGUACCUCAGGGAGAAGGAUGGUCAUUUGGGACACACCACGAUCAAGAUUAUGUAGACGGAGAGCCACGGGGAAGACCUGCCAAGAGACGACGUGUCAUGUGUCAUAAGCCUUGGAGUCCUCGACAGGAGCAGACUCUGCGAGCGGGAUGGAACAAGAGCAGAGCUGGGAAGAUAUAGCCACAAGACUGGACCGAACGCCUGGAGGAGUGAGGCAGCAUUGGAUGAUGAUGGAGCGCAGGUUCAGUCCGAGGAAGCGUGGAGUUUGGAGACCAUCGGACUGAUGGGUCUCUA